AUGUCGAAAAUUAUUUCCGAGUAUCAAGCUGCUCCAACAGAAGUCGUAAUUGAAUCGCCAAGUUAUCGAGUUUCCUUCGUAUCAUUUCCAAGUGUGACAAUUUGCCCCAAGAAGAGAGUUGACUGGGCAAAAGCAAUGCAAUUGGAAAAGGAAAUAAUCCCAUCAAAUGAUUCAGAAACAAUUAACAUGUACAGAGGUUUAAUGAAUAUCUUAUCAACAUCGACGUUUGGCAACUUGGCAGAAAUGGAACAUAUGAACAGUGUGGACAUCGCUUCUUCAAAACUAGCAAAUAUCAACAUUACGGAUAUCUUGUACAGAACAGUACCCGAUUGUGAAUCAUUAUUUUCAAACUGCUUCUGGAAUCAUCGAAAUAUAUCAUGCUGUGAAGUAUUUCAUUUACAAAGAACACUCUACGGUUUCUGUUACUCAUUUAAUUCGGCACGUUCCGAGAGAAAUGAAUACAACAAAAAAUUUGUAUCCAAAAGAACAGCAGCCUAUGGAAAUCAAAGUGGACUAAAGUUUACAUUUCAUUUGGGUAAAAUAAAAUUCCCACCCGAUAUUAAUCAUGCUAUUCGUGAUAAAUAUGUUCUAGCGAAUAAUUAUGUAAAAUUAGAGGAGUAUCGACGAGUUAUACUUCUUAUACGUGGAAGUCAUAGUUGGCCUAACUGGGGUCAGGAGAUUAGAACUGGAGUCUCUUUGAAUGCGAGAAUUCAAUGUUCUUCGCAAUAUGCGACUCGGGAAGUGUUGGAAUUGGACUCGAGUAAAAUUCCCUGUAGAAGAAAUAAAUUUACCUAUGGAAGGAAAUACAGUUUUAAUAGUUGUAUGGCUAAAUGUAAACAAAUGCAUGCUGUAAAAUAUUGUGCUUGCAGUCCUUCAUAUUAUUUUCCACCAAAUCGAUUUAAAGAUUAUCAAAUGCCAGGUGACACUGACUAUGAUGAAAGCAAUUAUGAAAUGAUGCACUGUGAUUGUCCUUCGCCUUGUAGUUAUACUUAUUAUGAUGCUAAAUUUAAUACAGUUCCAAUUAAAUCUAAGAACGAUAUUAAAAUUGAUAUUUAUCAUGCGGGACCGACGAGUAUUCGCUACAAAAGAAAAGUGGUCAUGAACAGACUUUACUUAUAUGUCUAUGUUGGAGGCAUAUUUGGACUGUUUAUCGGUGGAUCAAUAAUCAGCGUAUUGGAAUUAAUAUACAUAUUUAUAAUUUGGCUGCUAAGAAGUUAUUAUCACUAUAGAGCGAAAAAAAUGGAAAAAUUAACUAUCAACAACAAAAUUACUGAAAUACCAUGAGUACUUGUUGGGAAAUGUUAAAAAAAAACUCGAAAUAACUUCUAUCAAUUUUUGGUUCAGUUAAUGAAAAAAAAAGUAAUCAAUACAUCAAAAUUGAUAACACAGCUUUGCUAACAAUAAAGUAACUUUGUAAGUUGCUUUUCAGAUAAACUGAUUUAAAAAAUAAAUUAAAUAAGAUGAAAUGUAUUCGCUGGUACAUUGUAAAUCUGUAUUUCAUCUUUUAAACAUUAAUAAACAGUUUUUAAAUAUUUUGAAACUAUUUUUUCAAUAGAAUCUAAUAUACGUUUGAAGCAUAAUUAACGUAACAUCAUAAUUUUUAAAGGAAAUUAUUUAGUUCUCCUGAUGCCACCUAGUCGCAAAUGACUAAAACGUAAUUAACAUCUCACAGGGUAGGUAAAGGUAAAAUCCUGCGAUAAAACAGUUUUCAUGCCUUACCAUUGAAGGCGGUUAGUUACCCACUGAAGAAAACAGUGACUAAUAAAAUAAAAUGACAUAAAAAUUAUUUACCAUCGGCAGAUAAAUUUUUUUUUCCUUGCGCGAAAAAUGAUAUUAAAAAAACUUUAAUGUAAAUUAAAUAAAAAUUUUGUCAAAACAAUUUAGUGGAAGAAAAACAGUAAUACAACUUCUAAAUAAAUGUACAUUCCAGGUAAAUACUUAUGAAAUUCCAGUCAAAAAUUCAAAAAAAAAUUUCUGGCCCAAUAACAAUUCUAAAGCUUUAAAAACAUUUUUGAAUUUCCAAAUACCAAAAACUAAAUAAGAAGCAUUAAUGUCAAUAAUAAUUAACACAAUAUCAUAAGUACAGAAAAUGUUAAAUUCAGCACAUACUCUUUUCCGUAUAAAAUUGUAAUAAACAUAAUGUGUUUACGAGUUUUAACUUUUAAAAAAGAAUUAUGAGUUAGUAAUUAUUAAUAUUUAUUUCUUCAAACUCUUACAAAGAAUGUUUCAUAUAUUUCGUAAACAUUUUUUUCUUUAUUCAUUAAGCAGAGGUGCCACAAUAUCCUCGUCGCC
This is a messenger RNA of Leptopilina heterotoma, 2292 nucleotides long. Its product is annotated as sodium channel protein Nach-like. Bases 1 to 1284 code for a protein of 427 amino acids. Gene Ontology annotation, molecular function: ligand-gated sodium channel activity. The record is from RefSeq and is a predicted model, not a curated record. The transcript is spliced from 6 exons. NCBI's taxonomy places the organism in Eukaryota, Metazoa, Arthropoda, Insecta, Hymenoptera, Figitidae. Gene Ontology annotation, cellular component: membrane. Gene Ontology annotation, biological process: sodium ion transmembrane transport.